CAGGUCAGCUCAAACAUGGAGAGAGGAGCAGAGAGACAAAGAGGAGGUGAAAGAGAGGUGGCAGAGGAAAAAGGCUCGGUGGAGAGGCAGUGGGGGGAGGCAGAGGUGCUGGCUCUCAUGUCAAUGUGGGACGAGGUGGGAGCUCAGCACGUAGCUGAGAGCAGAACCACAUUUGAGCUGAUCUCAGAGCGUCUGAGGAGGCUCAGUGUUGUGCGCAGCUGGUGGGAGUGUCAGGCCAAGUGCAAGAGCCUGGGACUUCAGAGCAGGAAGCCAGACGCAGCAGCAGGCACUUCAGCAAACUACAGCCCAGGAGUGGAUGGAAGGCCAGUGGAGAGCUGGGAGGAAGAGGUGGAAGAUGUGGCUAAUCAAAGAGGAAUCUACCCUUCCUCUGUCACUAUCCCAAUGCAGGAAGGUAUCAAGAGUAUAAUCCAUAGGGCUCUUCCUUACACUCCGAGUGUGGCUGAAGAGGGGGGCCGCCACUGGACGGACGAUGAGGUGCGUGCACUGUUGUGUGUCUGGGCUGACCGGCGCGUUCGAGAGCGAUUGAAGUGCACACUACGCAACAAGUCCAUCUUCCAAGAGAUGGCCCGUCAGAUGCAAAGAAACUUUGGGGUGAUACGCAACUGGAAACAAUGUCGAACUAAAUACAAGAACUUGAAAUAUGACUACAAGACUGCUAAAAGCGCUCACGCUGUGGGAGGCAGUGGCGCAGGAGGCCCGGGGAAGUACAUGAAGUUCUUUGAUGAGGUGGAAGCCAUUCUGCUGGACCGGGGACUGGAAAACGGGAGCGUAGAGAUGCAGAAGAGGUUGUACGAUGGAGAGAUGGGAGCAGGGAGGCUACAGACACCAGCCUCAGAAAGUGAGGUAGUCAUUGAAAUUGAUGAUGAUGACAACAGUGAUGAUUACGAUAUGGAUGCAGACAUGGAAGUAAAAUGGAGAGGAACAGAUGCCCAUCUAUCACUCACAGAUCCAUCCAGUUCUGACCAGUUCCACGUGGUCACGGUGUCCGACACAGGCCGAAACUGGAGCGACCAGGAAGUGCGAGCGCUAAUUCAAGUCUGGUCCGAUGAGCGCGUGUGCAGGCAGUUGGAGAGCUCGACUAGAAAGAGAGACAUCUUUGUCCAGAUUUCCAACAGGUUAAUGCAGCAAGGCAUUGAACGUGACUGGAAGCAGUGCCACACCAAGUACAAAAACCUUAAGUACCUUUAUCGUUCCCUUCAAAGAGGAAAGAGUGAUGAGGCUGACCCCAGGCGCCUUAUGAGGUUCUACGAUGAGGUGGAUGCCAUUAUGAAUCGCACAAGUAAUGGCUCACCUCAUGACACCGAAACUGCAGACCACCAAGCAGAUUCAAGCAGACUUAUGAUGGUGGAGGGCUGUGGGGAAAACGAUCAUGUGGAUGUCUAUUUGACAAAGAUGAACAGAGUGAAAACAACGGGGGCAUCAACUGAGGACAGAACUUGUAGUUCUGAUUCAGUCUCUUCUAUACAUCGCGAUGUUACACCAAACAAAGAAGAACAGAGGCUGCAUGAAGUCCAGGACCGUCGUUUGGAUCAACAGCACAGAACAACAAGCUCUUCUGAAAAUCGUGUAAAGAGAGAGGACAUCUGUUCAGCAAACAGAAGAUUGAAGAGGAAAGCUGUGGAUCAAGACCCCACAUUCCAGACACCCAUAAAAAAACUGGACUUUGGCUCAGAUAACAUGGAGGCCCAGUGUAAAGAAGAGCCGGAUCCCAUCCCGAUAAUGAAGAUCAAUUCAGUCUGUUCAAUAGCCUCAACCAAUCCAUCCCCACACAGAGAGGAGUGCCGCUUGUUAAGGAACACCACAAUGGAAUCCACAUCAGAGCUGAAGAUCGGCCAGAAGCUCAAUGAGGGAAAGACGAAGCAGAUUUUUGAGCUCGUGGACCAGCCCGGACUGGUUCUGGUCCAGUCCAAAGACCAGAUCACAGCUGGAAAUGCCGUGAGGAAAGACCAAAUGGAGGGCAAGGCUGCCAUCGCUAACAAAACCACGAGCUGCGUGUUCAAGCUGCUGCAGGAGUCUGGCAUUAAGACUGCCUUUGUGAAGCAGAUGUCGGACACAGCAUUCAUCGCGGCGCACUGUGAGAUGAUUCCCAUCGAGUGGGUGUGUCGCAGAGUGGCGACUGGAUCGUUCCUCAAGAGAAAUCCAGGAGUCAAGGAGGGCUUCCGCUUCUCCCCGCUGAAGAUGGAGAUGUUCUUUAAAGAUGAUGCCAACAAUGACCCCCAGUGGUCUGAGGAGCAGCUGCUGGAGAAUAAGUUCUCUCUGGCUGGGCUCACCAUCGGUCAGUGCGAGGUGGACAUCAUGAACCGCAGCACUGUGGCCAUCUUUGAGAUUCUGGAGAAGGCCUGGGCCACUCAGAACUGCACGCUGGUGGACAUGAAGAUCGAGUUUGGCGUGAAUGUGAAGACUCAAGAGAUCGUCCUCGCUGACGUGAUCGACAACGACUCCUGGAGGCUGUGGCCGGCUGGAGACCGAAGCCAGCAGAAGGAUAAGCAGGUGUACCGUGACCUGAAAGAAGUCACCCCUGAGGCCAUGCAGAUGGUGAAGAGAAACUUUGAGUGGGUCUCCGAAAGGGUCAAGCUGCUGCUGGAACCCCAGUCUGGCGGCAGGGUGGUGGUUUUGAUGGGCUCCACCUCGGACAUGGCUCACUGUGAAAAAAUCCGAAAGGCCUGCACCGCCUAUGGGAUCACCUGCAUCCUGAGAGUCACCUCUGCACACAAAGGUCCAGACGAGACGCUCCGCAUCAAAGCAGAAUACGAAGGUGACGGCGUGCCCACUGUGUUUGUGGCUGUAGCCGGCAGAAGUAACGGCCUCGGCCCGGUGAUGUCCGGAAACACGGCGUACCCCGUCAUCAACUGCCCCCCUCUCACUCCAGACUGGGGUGCACAAGAUGUCUGGUCAUCCCUGCGUAUGCCAAGUGGUCUUGGCUGCUCGACAAUCCUCUCCCCCGAAGCCGCUGCUCAGUUUGCCGCGCAGAUCUUUGGGUUGAACAACCACCUGGUGUGGUGCAAGCUGAGGGCGUCCAUGCUCAACACCUGGGUGUCUCUCAAGCUGGCUGACAAGAAGUUACAGGCCUGCAGCCUCUGAAGUGGCUCAAGACCCCUUAAAACCCUUAGUGGGCUCUUUCAGGGCUCAGCUGUCUGUCAAUGUUGUGUCUUGUUAACAGUGAAACCCACUAAUGGUAGAUAAAAUCUACAUGUACUUUCUCACACAUGAAUCAUUCCAGUUAAACAAGAGAUCAUUAAAAGCUUCUUAAUUAAA
Centropristis striata (black sea bass) is the source of this 3276-nucleotide messenger RNA. RefSeq names its product phosphoribosylaminoimidazole carboxylase, phosphoribosylaminoimidazole succinocarboxamide synthetase (gene paics). Gene Ontology annotation, molecular function: phosphoribosylaminoimidazolesuccinocarboxamide synthase activity. The transcript is spliced from 15 exons. Gene Ontology annotation, biological process: 'de novo' IMP biosynthetic process. The record is from RefSeq and is a predicted model, not a curated record. Bases 16 to 3102 code for a protein of 1028 amino acids. NCBI's taxonomy places the organism in Eukaryota, Metazoa, Chordata, Actinopteri, Perciformes, Serranidae.